AUGGUGGAAUCCUCCGAACCUCGAACGGGUCAUGCUGGCCCCCCGGUCGCUUUCCUCGAUCUUCGGCAUGCGGCGAACGAGUACGAUGGGAGAGACUCAGAGGGUUCGAAGUUGAGGAUACCAAUCCACUCCAAUGAGGAGUUUUAUUUUGGAAGAGAUUCACUGGAGUCGAAAUAUGAUGCACCCCCAACAAUGUCCAAACGUCACCUCAAAUUUCACUGCAUUCUCUUCGAUAAUGAUGGACAGUGGGGAAUUCAACCACUUGUCUACGCCAAGGACAUCUCAACGAAUGGCACUUACCUCAAGAGAACCCAGACGCUUGAUACUGUCAUGAUGCGCCCUCACGCCCAAACUACUCUUCUCGAAGACGAUGACGAAUUUGGGAGAGACAUGGAAAGACUGGCACGCGAGUUUGAGGUUUUAAGAGACCUCGACCACCCGAACAUCAUCAAGCUGGAGAAAGUCUACCAUAGCGAUGCGGGCCUCUACAUCUUUCAAGAGCUCAUCCCGGGCGGCGAUCUAUUCUCAUUCGUAACAAACAGGUAUGAUUUCGGCGUGCCAACCAUUGAGGCCGCCGUGAUAGUAUACCAGAUCCUCAAAGGCGUCGAUUAUCUACACGAAAACGGCAUCGUUCACAGGGACAUUAAGCCAGACAAUAUCUUGCUGACAUCAACAAAGACUGCGUGUCGUGUUGUCAUCACCGAUUUUGGUCAGUCGCGCUACUUGCCUGAAGAUAACGCUGCCCAAAGGAUGGUGACUAUGGCGGGAACGCUAGGAUUCAACGCUCCGGAAAUCUUCAGGCGAAAUCCGAAAGUUUCCGGCAGUUCGGGGUAUUCUAAGGCAGUAGACGUCUGGUCUGUCGGCUGCGUUGCUGGACUACUUUUAAGUGGUAAACCGAUCUUCCAUGACAACGAUGCCGAAGACCAGGGAACUGCUGUCAAGGUGUUGAGCAGCAAAUGCAAUCUUGACAUCCUGGAGAAUGAUCCUGUCUGGCAAAAAGUCGGCCGCCGAGCGAAAGAUUUCAUCCGUCGAACAGUUGUGUUGGACGAGAAUGACCGGCUCGAUGCGAAACAGGCGCUGCAACAUGAAUGGUUCUCAAGUCAAGCAUAUGCUGAUGAACUUCAAGCGGUGUAUCAGCACGUCACCAAAGACUGGGAGCCUCGAAGACAGAUUUUCAAGAUCAUCGAGCACAUCCCCACAUCUCGUCCAAAGAUGUUUUUAGCGGAGAACAAGCCUGCUGCAGACGUUCUCGUUCAGCAAGAUUCAAAUAGCGCAAAACACCUUGACCAAGAAAACCAUGGCCAGCAGCAAUUGAUUCCCACCCAGCUCAUGACCCAGAACCACCAGAAAGAAAAACAGAAUAUCCUCUACGACGCUAACAGCCCCCAGCAAAGGGAUUCACUCAACUCUGCAAUGCCAGGUGCUUCUGACGAAGAGAAUAUGCAACGCAGACUAACACACCUCUCGCUAUCUGACCAGCAAGACGAGGUGGAUACCGAUUGGCAUGGGACAAGGCAGCCAUCCUUUGACUUUGAUCGGGACAUGGGUGAAGAUUCACACUCACACCAGCAAUAUGCCAUGCCGUCAUCAGGCAAAAGGCAGCCUUCAUUUGAUUUCGACCAAGACGUGGAUGACGCUAACUUCUGGGAGGCCGCCGUAACAGCGGAGUUCAAGCAGCCGAUAGCGAAGAGGCUGCGUACUGGCUGA
Molecule: messenger RNA, 1707 nt
Organism: Lasiodiplodia theobromae
Lineage: Eukaryota; Fungi; Ascomycota; Dothideomycetes; Botryosphaeriales; Botryosphaeriaceae
Product: Meiosis-specific serine threonine-protein kinase Mek1
Exons: 7
Coding region: 1-1707 (568 amino acids)
Biological process (GO): protein phosphorylation; meiotic recombination checkpoint signaling
Cellular component (GO): cytoplasm; nucleus
Molecular function (GO): ATP binding; protein binding; protein serine/threonine kinase activity
Source: RefSeq, a predicted model, not a curated record